CGAGAGGCCGGCGGCGGCGGCGGCGACGGGACCAGAACGAGCGCGGCGGUUCGUCGGCCUCACCUGUCCUCCUUCACCCGCGGCGACCGGCGGCGGGCAGCGCGUCCGGCGGAGAGGGCCGCCGCCAGGUGAGGCGAGGAAUGAAUCUGAAGUCUGCUGCAGGAAAGCACUGAAGCUUUAACAUGUUUUCUUGCAUAAAACUCAAACUUUAAGUAGCUGCUUAUGAGCUUAGGGAAGGCAGGACGCUAAUGUCUGUCUCAAGACACAGGACAGCUGUUUGCUCAUCAUCCUCAACUGUGUGUGCAGCGGAGGAACAUGGCGCAAGAAGCGAACCACAGCCAAGUGCCUAUGCUGUGCUCCACGGGCUGCGGGUUUUACGGGAACCCGCGCACCAACGGCAUGUGCUCCGUGUGCUACAAGGAGCACCUCCAGCGACAGAACAGCAGCAACGACAGGAUAAGCCCCCCCGAUAAGGUGGUGGGCUGUCCCGUGUGCAGAAUCACUAAUACGCAGUGUGGUACCGUUGCAGCCACAUCUGUCAGUAGCCUGUCUGACUCUCUACCAGUUCAGUGCACAGACGGCAGUGUCCCAGAAGCGCCGUCCACGCUAGACUCGACGUCUUCAUCUAUGCAGCCAAGUCCUGUAUCAAAUCAGCCACUUUUAUCAGAAUCUGUAACAUCUUCCCAAGGGGAUAGCACAUCUGCGGACAAAGCAGCGCCUGAGACAGAAGACCUGCAAGCUUCAGUAUCAGAUACGGCCCAGCAGCCGACCGAAGAGCAGAACAAAUCUCUCGAAAAACCAAAACAGAAAAAGAAUCGCUGUUUCAUGUGCAGGAAGAAAGUGGGACUUACCGGGUUUGAAUGCCGGUGUGGAAAUGUUUACUGUGGGGUACACCGCUACUCCGAUGUACACAAUUGCUCUUACAAUUACAAAGCCGACGCUGCUGAGAAAAUCCGAAAAGAAAACCCGGUGGUGGUCGGCGAAAAGAUCCAGAAGAUUUGAGCUCCUGCUGGAAUACAAAAUCCUUUGACCAUCUGCAAACUAAACAUUGACUUGAGGUGUUUUUCCUGGUCAGUGGGCGGGUAGCGCAGUGUCCCUUGCAUAGACCUUUUAAAUCAUGCAUGUCACCAGAAGAAUAGAUUUUUGUUUUUGUUUUGAAAAUGACUCUUGAACAUUUAUUUCCAUUGCAGUUUCUGUGGCUGAGAAGACUUAAGUAAACUUUACAAGUAUUAUCCUUUUAAGAUCCUUUUCAUUUUAGUUGAGCGCAGAGGGCUUUUAUAACAAACGUGGAGAAAUUUUGGCGGGCUGUGAUUUCUUUAUUUCCCCCCAGUAUUAAACAUGCAUGCGUUAACCUUGCGGUUGAUUUUCUCAUUGUGUAUGUAUAUAGAGCUUUUCUCUGCAGCACGACUCCUCUUUUGAUAAUGCCCUCCGGGGCACAGCUAGUUAUCGGUAACUGAAUGUAUCUGAAUCAUUACGGCUGCUUCUGUUUUCUUCCUUAACAAAGGUUCUACAUACGUUAGCAUAGAGUUUCUUUGCACCCACUAUUUAUGUCUGAAUCAUUUGUCACAGGAGAGAGUGUGCUGAGGAGAUCCUAGAGUUUGUAUGUUUUAAUUUUUUUUUUUUUUUUGAGCGAGGGAAGAGAAAGCUGAGUGCAUUUCAUCGCUGACCGCAGGUUUCUUUCAGAUUGCGUUCAUCGGUCUGUGUGUACACGAUAUGAAGAAUGAUCUGAAGUCAUUGUGCUGUAUUUAUGUUUACCCACCAGUCUUUGAUUAAAUAAAAAGCAAAACCACGA
Messenger RNA from Myotis daubentonii (Daubenton's bat), 1792 nucleotides. It is a transcript of the gene ZFAND6, whose product is annotated as zinc finger AN1-type containing 6. Gene Ontology annotation, molecular function: polyubiquitin modification-dependent protein binding; DNA binding; zinc ion binding. The record is from RefSeq and is a predicted model, not a curated record. Gene Ontology annotation, biological process: protein targeting to peroxisome. NCBI's taxonomy places the organism in Eukaryota, Metazoa, Chordata, Mammalia, Chiroptera, Vespertilionidae.